Molecule: messenger RNA, 629 nt
Organism: Salvia miltiorrhiza (redroot sage)
Lineage: Eukaryota; Viridiplantae; Streptophyta; Magnoliopsida; Lamiales; Lamiaceae
Exons: 2
Coding region: 44-403 (119 amino acids)
Source: RefSeq, a predicted model, not a curated record
UGAGAAGAACAUUCAUAUCGCAGAUGCACAGUAUGAUACUUUCAUGAGGAUGCACUUUAAGAAAGGACAGUUCGAUGGACGGGCACAGACUCAGGGUCUUGAGAUACAUCGUCGAGUCGAGGAGUUACGCUCUACUCUUGGACGAGAUGUCACUCCAGAUGAGGUCAGUCAGAUCUAUAGGGAGGUGGUGACGCCAGAUCCGAAGGGGCGUAGACUCGGAUUGGGCAUUAUGUCUCAGAUGCGUUCCACUGGUUCGACGAGCACUCAUUCGACGUGCUCGUCUCAAUUUCCUUCAGCAUCAGUCUCAGCUCAGAUUGCACAGCUCCAGACAGAGUUAGAGCAGACACAACAGAGAGAGGCUACUCUACAGGCUACUCUACAGGCUGAGGUGCAGGAGCGAUGACGAAAAGAAGUAGAAAUGGAUACUAGGCAAUUGGAAAUGCAACAACAAAUUUCUCAACUUAUGAAAUUCUUCCAAUCAUCCUCAGGGUCGUUCCCCCGUUCCUCGUCUCCACCCUAGAUACAUGUUUUGUACUUAUUAUAUAUUGAUAUCAGAUUUUUAUUUAGAUGUUUAUGAAUUUAUUACACUAACAGGUAUCCUUUAUGAUAUUUUAUUAGUUUGAUUUUGA